Harmonia axyridis is the source of this 984-nucleotide messenger RNA. RefSeq lists its product as uncharacterized. NCBI's taxonomy places the organism in Eukaryota, Metazoa, Arthropoda, Insecta, Coleoptera, Coccinellidae. The coding region runs from base 1 to 984 and encodes 327 amino acids. The transcript has 2 exons. The record is from RefSeq and is a predicted model, not a curated record.
AUGGCUCCUAUCAUUGGAGAUAAAAUAAUUUAUGUGAACUUCAACAAGUGCUAUUCAUACCGGGUUGAAAGUAAUAAAGUUAUUAAAACUGUUGAAGAUUCACUGUCUUGCGAAGAACACGAAGAAGCAGAUUCUCGAAUAAUAUAUCACAUUUGCCAAAUAAAUGUCGAUGGUGAAGUUGUGAUACGCUGCUCAGACACAGAUAUUUUAAUAAUACUUCUUGGUAACAUGCAUCAUUUGAAUGCAUCACUAAAAAUCUGGGUAAAUUUGGGCGUAGGGAAUCAUGAGCGAUUUAUAAGCGUCAAUCAAGUGCACGAAAUUCUAGGGAAUUCUUUAUCGAAAGCUCUACCGUGCUUUCAUGCACUCACAGGAUGCGACUACACACCAGCUUUUUUCCGGAAAGGUAAACUUCGACCUUUUAAACUGUUAGAGCAGUCAGAAGAGUAUCAAUUAGCCUGUCAAAAUAUUAUAACAGAUGAUGAAGAAUUGCUGGAUGAGACAUUUAGGAUCUUAGAAAAGUUUAUUUGUCACAUUUACGGAGCUCGUGAUUCUUGGAACGUCAAUGAAGUUCGGUUUCAUCUGUUUUCAAACACUUAUCGGUCUAAAAAAUCAGAUGAUAAUUUUGAAAAAAAAUUUCGUAAUUUUGAUCCAUCAAGCCUACCACCAUGCAAAGCUGAAUUGUAUCAGCAUUUACUACGAAUUCGUUACGUUACAAAGUUUUGGAGAAAUGCUCAUUUACAACACCCAACAUCUCUAUCACCUCAAGCUUCUGGCUGGACCAUAAAUGACGAUAAAUAUGAUUUUAUCUGGUUUGUUGGAGAGCAGUUACCAUCAUUAGUUGCCGACAUUAUCAUUAAAGAUAAUAGCUUAUUACAAGACGAUGAUAAUCCAAAAGACGGCGAUGGCAAUGAAAAUGACAGUAGUGAUGAAGAUGAUGAUAAUUAUCAAGAUGCCUCCGUUUUUUGUGGCACAAUUAUGGAUUAA